AUGAUGUGGAAUAUUAAUUCAAAGAUAGACACGCUGAUUCAAUCAUAUCAUGAAAUUUUCUAUACAAAUGCUGAUCCAAGAAUCCGUGACAAAUUUUUAAUGGGAAAUCCAGCUUUAAUUACCACAAUUUACAUAGUCUACAUAUUUUUUAUAAAAGUUGUUUUAAAAAAAUUCAUGAAAAAUCGACCGCCAUUCAGAUUGAAAAUUUUUGAGAAUUUUCUCGUUUUUUUACUUUUUGGAUCGUCUUUGUAUUUUUUCAUUAUUAGUUCCAACGUUUGGUUCUUUCAUUAUAAUUGGAAAUGUGAGGCAAUUGAUAGAAGUAAAUCAUCGUUGGCGAUGUGGGCAGUAAACAACAGCUACCUUUAUCUUCUGUCUAAAUUCUUCUACAUUUUCGAAAGUGUCGUUUUAUCGCUGAGAAAAAAUCACUCAUAUUUAGAAACUUAUUUACUGAUUCAUCAUUUUUUUUAUCCCAUUGGCAUUUGGAGUACGAUCAAUUAUUUUCCAGGAGGACAUGCUUUAUUUCUUGGAUUUGUCAAUUCAUUUGCACACACUGUCAUGUUUGGAUAUCAUCUUAUUGCAAAUAAUUUUUGUAUGAAAUUGAAACUGUACAGAUUUAAGGGCGCUGUUAAUGGGCUAAUGUUGAUCAUCCAAUUGAUAUUAUUUUUUCCACAUACUAUACAACUAUUCUUCAAAAAUGACUGCAACUUUCCCAUUGAAUAUCCAAUAUUAGUUUUUGUUGUUAUAUUUACUGCACUUCCAUUUAUUAUCAUAUUUGUAAUACCAAGAGCAUUUAAAUAUCAUAAAAGCAAGUUGAUAACCAGGCAAAAUUUACAAAUACAAAAAACUAAUUUAACGCUGAGUUAUGAUUUAGAAAAAAUUGAGCAAACUUAA
Messenger RNA from Chironomus riparius, 891 nucleotides. Lineage: Eukaryota; Metazoa; Arthropoda; Insecta; Diptera; Chironomidae. The record is from the annotation of a GenBank genome assembly.